CAGCAAUUCCGCUUGGCGCACUACGCCUCAAAGACAAGAUGUCCGACGAAACUCGCAUCGACGAUGCCAUCAUCCCCGGCCAUGUGACCGAGGAGGUGGUCCAGGUCCAUAGCAAGUCCGAUCCCGAGAAGAACGCCUACGAAGUCGACGCCCGAGCGCUGGAGAACGAAGAGUAUCCGCCGCCCACCCAGGACGAAGUCGCCACCCUUCGCAAGGUCCCGGCCAAUCUCCCCAUCGUCUCAUACUCUCUGUGUCUGGUCGAAUUCGCCGAACGAGCAUCCUACUACGGUGCUCAGACGGUCUUCUCCAACUUUAUUGAAUUUGCACUGCCCAAAGGAGGUAAUGGUGCGGGUGCGCCUCCGCGCGGGUCGCAGGAGACUGCCGGUGCCCUGGGCAUGGGCCUCCAAGCCAGUGAUGGAUUGGUCCUGUUGUUCCAGUUCCUUGCCUAUGUCAUUCCCAUUUUCGGAGGAUGGUGGGCCGAUGUCCACAUCGGACGGUACAAAGCCAUUUGUGUGGGAGUCGCCAUCUGUGGUAUUGCCCACAUCAUUCAGAUCAUUGGCGCCAUUCCCUCCGUGCUGCAGGCUGGGACAGCGCAUGCGGCGCCACCGUUCAUCAUCGGUCUGCUGAUGUUGGCCUUUGGUGCCGGUGUCUUCAAGCCCAACAUUGCACCCACGGUCCUGGAUCAACACCGCCAUCAGAAGCCAUACACCAAGGUGCUGAAGACCGGGGAGAAGGUGAUCGUGGACCCGGAAUUGACCGCCACGCGGACCAUGCUCAUCUUCUACGGGAUCAUCAACGUCGGCGCCUUCUACAUGCUGGCCACCACAUAUGCCGAAAAGUAUGUCGGUUACUGGUUGGCGUUCUUGUUGGCCGGAAUUAUUUAUUUCAUCUUGCCCGUGGUGCUGGCAGCCGUCUAUAAGAAGACGUACAAGAAGCCCCCGAGUGGCAAUUCCGACCUGGCCAAGGCGAUCAAGAUCACCGUGACCGCUCUGCGGGAAAACAAGUGGCAGGUCUGGCGCAAGAACUUUUUCGACGCGGCUAAACCGAGUGUGUUGGCGGCCAAGGGAAUUCACGUCGAUUGGACCGACAAGCUGGUGGACGACGUGCGCCGAACUCUCGUUGCAACGGAAAUCUUCUUCUACUUCCCCAUUUACAACCUCAACGACGGCGGUAUCGGGUCCGUGUCGACGAACCAGGGUGCGUCGAUGACGACCAAUGGCGCCCCCAACGAUCUGCUCAGCAACUUCAACGCCCUGACCAUCAUUGUCGCGGUGCCGAUCGUGGAUUAUUUCAUCUAUCCCUUGCUCAACCGGUACAACAUUCCGUUCAAGCGCAUCACUCGCAUCACGUUCGGCUUCACCCUGGCCGCGCUGUCCGGUAUGUGUGGUGCCCUCAUCCAGUGGCGCGUAUACAACACCUCGCCGUGUGGGUACUAUGCCUCCUCCUGUGCCGAGGUCAGCCCCAUCAGCAUCUGGUGGCAGCUGCCCAACACCAUCUUGGGUGCGCUCUCGGAAAUCUUCUGUAACGUUACGGCGUACGAACUUGCCUAUGCCCGGUCCCCGGCCAGUAUGAGAGGUCUGGUCAUGGCCAUCUUCCUCUUUAUGACUGCGCUCUCCAGUGCGCUGGGAGAGAUCCUCCUGCCGGUCACGGAGGACCCGGAUCUGAUCUGGAUCUGGGGUGCUCCCGCCGUUGCCCUUGGCCUCCAGACCAUUCUAUUCUGGUUCCGUUUCAAUCACCUGAACAACGAUGAGUUCAUGACGGAUGAAGCGAACUAUGAGGACACCAACAGUGUAGCUCCCAUUCACACGACUGAGGAUGUGAAAACUGCUGAAGAGUAG
Molecule: messenger RNA, 1838 nt
Organism: Aspergillus ibericus CBS 121593
Lineage: Eukaryota; Fungi; Ascomycota; Eurotiomycetes; Eurotiales; Aspergillaceae
Product: putative MFS peptide transporter
Exons: 5
Coding region: 39-1838 (599 amino acids)
Biological process (GO): transmembrane transport
Cellular component (GO): membrane
Molecular function (GO): dipeptide transmembrane transporter activity
Source: RefSeq, a predicted model, not a curated record